This is a messenger RNA of Colias croceus (clouded yellow), 4679 nucleotides long. RefSeq names its product neurogenic locus notch homolog protein 3. Gene Ontology annotation, molecular function: serine-type endopeptidase inhibitor activity. NCBI's taxonomy places the organism in Eukaryota, Metazoa, Arthropoda, Insecta, Lepidoptera, Pieridae. The coding region runs from base 175 to 4554 and encodes 1459 amino acids. Gene Ontology annotation, cellular component: basement membrane; extracellular region. Gene Ontology annotation, biological process: cell-matrix adhesion. The record is from RefSeq and is a predicted model, not a curated record. The transcript has 25 exons.
GCGAACCCGACCAGUGUUGGUUCGACUUUCUAGCGCGUUAUACGUACCGUGGUGUAUAGAAAUCGGCGCGAAAUCCAUCGCGAGUGUUUUGUGUUGUGUUGUGACUGUGUUCAGGAUCUUGCAAAUCUGGAGCGAUACGCGUUUUUUGAGAGGACCCCUGUGUGUAAUGCAGCGAUGUCGACACGCGCGGUGAGGACGGCGCUGCUCUGCGCUGUCUUGCUGUUCAUGCAAGCUAGCGCCGAGCUCAGAGGCAGGUGUCCAUCAGAAGCGGGCGCUUGUCCACCCAGAGCGUCCCCGUGUAACAGCGACGAUGAGUGCGGGGAACAGAUCUGCUGCAAUACUUCGUGUGGACAGGCUUGUGUGGACCCUUUGUAUACUGGCUGUGAAAACAUUAAGCUCUCGUCAGAGCGUAUAUCGCGCGCGCUAGCAGCAGAAAACACGCGUUCUGGCCGCGGCCUGAAGUCCCUUAGGACACCAAGGUGCAGGCAGAGUGACGGAGAGUUUGAAGAGAUACAGUGCGAUAAUGAGAUCGUCAGUUCUUGCUGGUGUGUGGACCCUGCGGGUUUUGAGAUCCCUGGUACCCGCGCGCCCGCUGCCGGCCUAGUGAACUGCACCCAAACGGCGGCCUGUUCCGCGCACAUGUGCAGGAUGUUCUGUCCGCUCGGGUUCGAACUUGAUGCUCGAGGUUGUCCAUUGUGCAAGUGUCGCGACCCGUGUACGGGAGUCACUUGCCCGGGACAGUUGUCGUGCCAGCUGGAGGAAACGCCCUGUUUGCGGCCGCCCUGCCCGCCCGUGCCGACGUGUAAAAGAGGACGUAGUCUUCAAAACAUCUGUCCUGUUGGAGAGCCAUUGCUAAUAUCAGAAACGAGUCGACCUUUCCUCUGCGGAACGGAUCCCGGAAAACCAAACUGUCCCCCGCUAUACAGAUGCCUAGUUGAAUCAGGAAACGACUACGGCGUAUGCUGCCCAGCGUCUCUAGAACUGCAAAAGGCAGGAACAUGCCCAGUUCCUUCCACAACCGACCUGGACUGUGGCACCCCUUGUGCCCAUGACCUGGAAUGUCCUUCAAUGCAGAAGUGUUGUGACGGUGGUGAAUGUGGAAGACAUUGUACAUUACCACACAAUGUGACCAUGUGUAGGCAGCAGAAGAUGUUGGCUGAAUUAUUGGUGGUCAGUGAGAAGGAAGGAAGGGGGUACGUGCCACAAUGCGCUGAUGAUGGCUCGUUCCAGUCUAGACAGUGUUCGAGGAAUGGAUUGGUCUGUUGGUGCGUUGACACUGAAGGCAACAAACUGCGCGGUUCCAUGGGACCGUCUGCUACUGUAACAUGCUCCCCCACCCCUCACCCCGCACGUACCGGGGGGCGAAGUCUCCAAGCAUGUGCAAGAGCCCUAUGCGCCGGUGUGUGCGAGUACGGGUACAAGAGCGGUGCGGACGGGUGUGCGACGUGCGAGUGCGAUGACCCGUGCGAAGGGUUCCCGUGCGCCGGUGGGGAAGAGUGCGUGCGAGUGCGCGACGCGGACUGUACCGGCGAGUUCUGUACGGGGUAUCCUGUGUGUCGACCACGAGUGUCAUACGAGAAUCCUUGCGAAGUGGGUGUACCAGCUACAGACGAAGACGGCUCAGUAGUAUCCUGCGGAACUCAACGUGACUGUCCUUUGGGACACAUCUGUGUAACUGCGCGUAGAUCUGGUGGGGAUGUGUGCUGUCCUGAUGUUGGCGCUGAUAACUCUACUGAUAGCGAGGUUAUUGAGAUUAACUUCGAAUCAUGUGGAUCAGAAGCUGAAGCGAUGUGCAGUCUGAACUCCACCGCGUCUUGCCUUGAUGGGAACUGUGAAGAUGGACUAUUGUGUUGUUCCACGUCCAACUGUGGGCCUAUUUGUGUGGACUCGGAUAAGAUUAAACUGCAAACGGAUAGAGUUGAUGAUACGCCGACUAUGUGCGAAUACUUACGCGACUUUGACGAAAAAAUGGAGGGUACUGUAGAUGGUAUGAAGCUUGCCCUUCCCGCACCGACUUGUGAAGCAGAUGGCUCCUUUACAUCACGUCAAUGUUCAAAUGGCCGCUGCUGGUGUGUUGACACCUUUGGCACUGAGAUACCGGACACUGCUAGCAAUGGAACUGAUAUAGAUUGUGACAAGGUCCGCUCCGAGCUAUCCUGUCUCGAACUCACCUGCCGCAUGGGCUGCGACUACGGGUUCGAAGUUGGCGCCAACCGCUGCCCCACGUGCCGGUGCCGGGACCCGUGCGCUGACGUCACGUGUGCUGAGGGCCGCGCAUGCGCAUUGGUGGAUGUGGCGUGUGACGCGGACUACUGCCCGCCUGUACCUGCUUGUCUGCCCCGCAAAACUGGUCAAUGCCCGUACCUAGUCCCUUGGACGGGUGCGUGCGAGUGGGCGUGUCGUUCGGACAGCGAGUGUUCUGGGGAACAGCGGUGUUGUGCGACUGGAUGUGGUACUGCGUGUACUGAUGUGAAGCACCAUUCGCCUUGUCAGCAGAGGAGAGCUCUAGCGCUCCACAAAGCGGCGGAAAGCGGAAACCCGCCCGCUUGGAGCUGGGUGCCAGAAUGUACGGAAGAUGGCGCCUACGAGCGAGUGCAGUGUAAGGGCACUGAGAAAACUUGCUGGUGUGUUGACGUGUCUGGCAAUGAGAUCCCCGGCACCAGAUCAACCAACUCAACUCCCCCUUGCGACAGCCCACUCGAGUGCCCCACCACACACUGUUCGCACACAACCUGCCCGCACGGACGGGAACUAGACAGCACAGGCUGCCCCACCUGUGCGUGCAGAGACCCGUGCGCGGAGACCAAGUGCCGCGCGGACGAGACGUGCGAGCUGCUGCCCGUCGAGUGCGAGGGUGACACGUGUCCCCCGCUCGCGCGCUGCUCCCCGCGCCCCCAGUGCCCGUGGGGCUCCGCCCUCACGGCGCCCGACGGCUCAGUGCUGCGCUGCGGGCCGAGCGCCGCCGCCUGCCCCUCUACACACGCCUGCCGCUUCGCCCCUCACGACUCCGCCCCAGCUGUGUGCUGUCCUAAGCCACGUACUGUAUGUUUCGAGAACAAGGACGAAGGCGACUGUUCAGACGCUAAAGGUCUGAACGCAACGAGAUGGUUCUUUAACCCAGAACGCAAUCGCUGCGAGAGAUUCAAGUAUAACGGUUGUUCUGGCAACCACAACAAUUUCCGAACGAAAGAAGAAUGUAAUGCUGUGUGUCCUGUGGAAGGGGAUACAGCAAAAUUGACCCAAAAGAAGAUUGGACCCAUGUUGACUGAACCAGAAGUACUAAGUCCGUGUGAGAGACUGCGAGAGAAGAACGAAGGAGCCGCCCAGAAGUAUGGAAAAGGCACUUUUAUACCCAAGUGUGAUGCUGUAGGCGGCUGGGAACCGGUGCAGUGUAUGUCGCAUAUAGACGUAUGCUGGUGUGUGAACGCCCGCGGUUCCCCACAAAAGGGCUCGCUGGUGCGCGGCGCGAGACCCAACUGCAACUUCCGGCAGGCGCGCAAGUGGGCAGCUGACCCGCUUGAUGAAAGAGCUAGAGCUGAUGAGGUUCUAGAAGAAUUAAUUCGACAAAUGACAGCAUAUAGAGUGGACGAAUUCGACGAUGACAUUGAAGAGUUUGACAGUCUUGAACUAUUGGAACAGCACAAUGAUGGAGCUUCAACAGAAGGUUCCAAGGAAGAUACUUCAGUUCUCGCUGAGGUUGUGGAGCCGAAGGUUGAGGUCACCAGGAGGAAGGAACUGCCGAUUAUAGUGCACAAGGAAAAGGUCGCGUUUAAGACGAAAUGCCAGAUGAUGCAAGAGGAGAAUGAGAAUGCCAUAGAGGGGUGGAGUCCGCGCUGCCAGUCGGACGGCGCGUUCGCCCCGCGGCAGUGCGCGCGCGGCCGCUGCUGGUGCGUGGACGCGGCGGGGCAGAGGCGCGCGCACGCGGGGAAUGUGCCCGACGCACCGCUGCCCGACCCUUGCGAAAUAACCCAAAUCGAAUCCGCGCAACUAGAACUAGAAAUCAUCGGAGCCGACUCUACCACGGGCGAUAAAGCGCGCUCUACACUUGCGUCGCGACUCGCGGAGCUCGGGGCAAGAGUUGCAGUGUCUGUGGCGAAGGAGCGAAAUGUUGUCAAGUUGCGGGCGUUGUUGAGCGGCGCUAGAGCUGCGGACCUCGUGUAUCAUGUGGAGUCUAUGGUUAAAAAGGAGAAAUUAGAAGGCGUAGACAAGACAGGGGACGGUGUGCUGGGUGCUGACGUCAUCCGCAGUGAAUACAGACUCGUUGCAGCUCCGCCCACGCCCGCUAUGCACAGGGAGAUUGUUAGCGAAUCUACGGUAUCAGCAGCCACAUCCUACCACACAGCGUUAAUUGUCCUAGCAGCAACAUCCGCCUUCAUCAUCAGCGUGCUCUGCGUCCUUGUAAUGUUAUACCGAGCGAGAUUACAGAGAGAGCCGCACAAAGCGGAACGUUUCCUCCCAGCCGCUCCUCCAGUGUAUGUCCUCUCUGCGGAUGAAAAAGCGGAACUAGCGCGAGUCUUACACGCUCAAACAAACGACGACCAGUCGAGAGUGUAGACACACCUUUAUUAAUUAAUUGCAUAACUUCAUAACUUCUAUCGCGGGCCUUGAGCGCGGGGACCGAAUCGAGAAAUUCCGUAACGAAAAAACCUCACGCUCUCCACUCCGACGGGUGGAGGUGU